Salvia hispanica is the source of this 1136-nucleotide messenger RNA. RefSeq names its product 2-methoxy-6-polyprenyl-1,4-benzoquinol methylase, mitochondrial. Lineage: Eukaryota; Viridiplantae; Streptophyta; Magnoliopsida; Lamiales; Lamiaceae. Gene Ontology annotation, biological process: ubiquinone biosynthetic process. The record is from RefSeq and is a predicted model, not a curated record. Gene Ontology annotation, cellular component: mitochondrion. Gene Ontology annotation, molecular function: 2-methoxy-6-polyprenyl-1,4-benzoquinol methyltransferase activity.
AAGAAAUACCAAACAUUUUGGAAUUCAAUUGAGCAAUCGCCGCUUAUCACUGUAGUUAUGUCAAUGCGAUCGAUUUACCGGGGUUUGAGGAGGAAUCAUUCGCGUUUUUGCUCGCAUUUGCACUCUCAUGCUACUAGUUUUGGUUUCAAGGAAGUUAGGGAGGAGGACAAGAGUCAGAUGGUCGGCAAUGUUUUCACAAGUGUAGCAUCGAGUUAUGAUGUCAUGAAUGAUUUAAUGAGUGGUGGGCUGCAUAGAUUGUGGAAAGAAAGGUUGGUUUCCAAGUUGAAUCCAUUCCCGGGAAUGAAGCAUCUUGAUGUGGCUGGUGGAACAGGGGAUGUUGCUUUCAGAAUCUUAGACAGUAUCCAUGGUGUUGCACGCAGAGCUGUAGGAGAUAUUCAUGAUGAUAAUCUACUUGAAGAAACGCAAAUUUUUGUCUGUGAUAUUAACCCCAACAUGUUACGUGUUGGCAGAAAGAGGGCCCAGGAGAGAGGGUUGGGAGACAGUAAAUCUCUCAUUUGGGUUGAAGGAGAUGCGGAAAAAUUAACAUUUAGUGAUGCUUCAAUGGAUGGUUAUACAAUUGCAUUUGGAAUAAGGAAUGUAACACAUAUAGAAAAAGCUCUCGCAGAAGCUUACAGGGUGCUUAAACCAGGAGGGAGAUUUCUUUGUCUAGAACUCAGCCAUGUGGAACUUCCAAUUUUCAAAGAUUUGUAUGAUUAUUACUCAUUUUCAGUCAUCCCGAAAGUAGGAGAGCUGGUUGCAGGUGAUCGUGAAUCUUAUCAGUAUCUGGUAGAGAGUAUCCGCCGCUUCCCCAAACAGGAGAAAUUUGCGACGAUGAUUGCAGAAGCUGGUUUUCAGAAGGUUGAGUAUGAAAACCUUGUGGGAGGCGUCGUUGCCAUUCAUUCAGGGCUCAAGUUUUAGGAUUUGUGCAUUUUCUGUAUGAUGUGUAUGGUGUUGAUUACUCCUGUUUUGGCCGUCGGAUGAAAUAGAAUAGCUCGCGAAUGUUGUGUAGAAACUAAAGCGGGACUGUGAAUGUAGAGAGGAAAGUCUUAAACCUAGUUCAGAAACGACUUGUGUUUCAAAUGGUUAAACAAUACCAAUAAAUAUGAAAUCUAUAAUAAUUGCCUUUUUUUGAUUGA